Messenger RNA from Racocetra persica, 184 nucleotides. NCBI's taxonomy places the organism in Eukaryota, Fungi, Glomeromycota, Glomeromycetes, Diversisporales, Gigasporaceae. The record is from the annotation of a GenBank genome assembly.
AAUGAACAUGGAAAAAGCAACAGCAGUAGUAUAUCAUCAAGUAAUUCAAACUAAACUUAUAAAUAAUGAAAAAAUAGUGCUUAAAAAGGGCGAAGCUUUUGUUGAAAAGAAACAAACUUCAGAGAUAGCUAAAACUAAACAAUGUGAUAUACAAAUUGAAAUAUCUGCCAUGGUCAGAAUCUGA